AUGGCCACACCCAUAAACAGCCCCUCCCCGCGCCUCGACCGCUUCCAACAAGCCCUCGAAUCCCUCUACGGCAGCUUCUCCUCCAUCCCCGACCCCUCGUCCUGGACCCCGCCCCCAAACUCCGGCGGCCACCGCGGCCGGUACCUCUGGACCGACGCCUUCGGCGUCGUCACCCUGAUCACAAUGCACAAAGAAUACGAGAAGUCGCUGGCGAGCGCCGCCCAAGCCCCAGACGACCGGUACCUGGUGCUCGCGCGGCGCGUCGUGGAGACCGUGCACGGGGUCCUGGGCCGCACGCGCGACGGCAAGGCGCGGCUGCCCGGCGCGACGGAGGCGAACCCGCUGGGCGGCGGGCUGCGGAUCGGGAAGAUGGACGAGCGCGGCCCGGACGCCGACGGCCAGUACCACCACUACCUGACGGUGUGGAUGUUUGCGCUGAACCGGCUGUCGCUGGCGACGGGGGACCCGGCGUACAAUGCGCAGGCGGUGGCGCUGGCCAAGGCGAUCCACCCGCGGUUCUUUGUGAAUCGCGAGUCGGCGCGGCCGCGCAUGGUCUGGAAGAUGGCGAUGGAUCUGUCGGCGCCGCUGGUGGCCAGCGAGGGGAAUCUGGACCCGAUCGAUGGGUAUGUGGUGUUCCGGCUGCUGCAGGGGGCGGCGAUGCAGGCGGGGGGAGGGCCGGUGCUGGCCGAGGAGAUUGCGGACUACAAGCGGGUGAUGGAGCGGAAGGGGCAGCAUUUUGUGUCGAGUGAUCCGUUGGACCUGGGGAUGACGCUGUGGACGGCGCAUUGGUUCGCGGAGGAGGAGGAUUGGGCGGCGCGGUUGGCGGGGCGGUGCUUUGAGCAGAUUUGUAUUCUCUGCUCGUUUUUUUCUCUGCGUCGUUGUUUGGAGGAUGGAAAGCUGAUCAUGGGCACAGACGAUCUGUUUGAGAUCAACCGCUACCUCGAACGCAAUAUCAAGUACCGGCUGGCGUUUCGCGAGUUCGGUACGUGUAUGGGCAUCCAGUGCCAGGCGGAACAGACCACCGAGAAGGAUCGCUCGGUCGACCUCAAGGUGUACGCCGAUGCCAUCAUCGCGGCCUGGGAUCCGUACAUGGAGCUGUCUCUAUCGACAGAGGUGACGCCGGAUGAUCUGCGGCCCAUCACUCGGAUCAUGUAUGCGGCGGCAUUGAUUCCUGGAGCCUUUCGCAGCGGGUAUCUGGGUCCUGAGCCGGAGUGUCCAGAAAAGUAG
Molecule: messenger RNA, 1227 nt
Organism: Aspergillus thermomutatus
Lineage: Eukaryota; Fungi; Ascomycota; Eurotiomycetes; Eurotiales; Aspergillaceae
Exons: 2
Coding region: 1-1227 (408 amino acids)
Source: RefSeq, a predicted model, not a curated record